Molecule: messenger RNA, 2220 nt
Organism: Scleropages formosus (Asian bonytongue)
Lineage: Eukaryota; Metazoa; Chordata; Actinopteri; Osteoglossiformes; Osteoglossidae
Gene: hepacamb
Product: hepatic and glial cell adhesion molecule b
Exons: 7
Coding region: 270-1538 (422 amino acids)
Source: RefSeq, a predicted model, not a curated record
UAACUUCUCAAGACUCAGCUGAAAUUACUCAAAGUGGGUUUGACCGGGGCUGAUGAGAAGACCACAAACCUUAAUGCAUAAGGCUGAUUAAACACUCACACACACGCACACACACACACAGUACUCCGUCAUGGUUGAGUCCUGUGUGGAGGGACCAGCCUUGGCAGAGUGCAGCCUUUCACAAACAGCUCUGUGCGCAUCCAGGGACGUGCCCUGAGUGGACAAAUCAUGCCAAUUGUCUGGGAGAGGAACCCAGCGUUAGACCCAAGAUGAAGGCAGGGAGGGAGGCUUUCUCGAAUGCGUUGGCCACCCCAGCACUUUUGCCAGUCUUGUGCCUGCUUGUCGCUUCCCGAUCAGGUGAAGUACAGGGAGUAAACAUCACCAGUCAAGGCCCCUUGAUCCGAGGCACCCUGGGGGGGGAAGCUCUACUAUCGGUCCGCUACAGCAGCACCAGCUCUGACCGGCCUGUCAUCAAGUGGCAGCUGAAGAGGGACAAGCCUGUGACCGUGGUGCAGUCCAUCGGUACAGAGAUUAUAGGCAACCUGCGGCCCGAGUACAAGGACCGCAUCGUGAUCUUCGAAAACGGCACGCUGUUGCUGCACAACCUGAAGCUGUCCGAUGAGGGUGCCUACGAGGUGGAGAUCUCCAUCACAGACGACACCUUCACCGGGGAGGGCAGCAUCAACCUCACUGUGGACGAGCCCGUGUCCAGGCCGUAUGUCCACAUGGUAGCCUCCACAGUGCUGGAGCUGAGCGAGCGCUUCACACUCAACUGCUCCCACGAGAACGGAACCAAGGCUGUCUACAGCUGGCUCAAGGGUGGCAAGCCACUAGCCAAUGACUCACGCCUGCAGCUGUCACCUGACCAGAAGGUCCUAACCAUUACUCGGGUGCUUAUGUCAGAUGAUGAUGUCUACAGCUGCACAGUGGAGAACCCUAUCAGCAGCAUGAAGAGUUUGCCUGUGAAGCUCACAGUCUACAGACGGAGCUCACUUUAUAUCAUUCUGUCCACUGGCGGCAUUUUCCUCCUCAUCACCCUGGUGACUGUGUGUGCCUGCUGGAAACCAACCAAAAAACAGAAGCGUCAGCGGGCCAAGCAGAGCACUUCUGACAUUGUGGAGCACAAUGAAACGCAGCAUGAGGUGGAUGUUGUGCCAAAAAUGACCGAACAUGAGUGCAAAAACCCAGUAGCUCUUUACAUCCUGAAAGGGAAGAAUUCUCCCGAUGGGGAAGACAAUGGCCCCGAAGAUUUGCGCAUCCCCUCAGAGCCCAGCAGUCCCCCAAGUUACAGCAGCUCCCUGCCCCCUUCCUCUCGGUCCCCUGAUCCUCCUGCCCGCUCCUCUCGCAGGUACCCUCGCACCCCAGCCAGCUCCCCUCCCUCACACCACCACAAGGCCCUGGGCCACGCUUCCGGUUCCCCGCCACGCAGUGCACGCAGCUCCACUCGUUCGAUCCGCACUCCUGCCGGUGCGUCCAAUGUCCGCCAUUUGGAGGAGCCCGCCCCUCCCACAGAGAACGAAGCCCAGACUCCGCCCUAAUUCUCUAGCCCCGCCUCCUUCAACUGAUUGACAUGACAGAGAGCCAUUCAAAUCUUGGUGAAAUGAAUAUGCGGGUGUGUAUGCAUAAAUGUUUCUGGUCACUGGAUUUGUUAUUUUUUUGGUACACCAAGCUCAAACUUAGAUCACGAUUCUAGGUUUGAUGCCUUGUCUUUUUACCAGAAGAAAGCAAAAGAGCUUUCUGCAGGUUUUGACAGAAGUGCUGUUUGGUUAGUCUGAAGUAAAAGGUGUUUAUUAUUACCCCAUCUUAUGAACAGAAACAUGACACAAACCUGGUGUAUGUACUGAGUAAAAUAUGGGAAUUAGAUUUUCUUUUGAUACUACUGCAUGUGAAGGUUUUAACUGGUGUUUAGUAAGUUCCAAUUUCUGUGUUCUGCAAUGAGCCCAUGUAUUUGUACAACCAAGUGCUCAGUCCCAUCUGUUGGCAAAUGUGAAAACAAAGCUGUGCCUACAAAUCCUGUUAUAAAGUGCUAAUUAAUAUCUUUGGAACUGCUUUUCAGUUAGAAAUUAUCAUCAUCCAUCAUGCUGGGUGGUUAUUUGAUUCCACGGAACAUACAAACAUUACAUCCCAAGUCAACAGUGUGGAAAUUCUAAAAAACAUUAUUAGGAAGCAUUGCAAAAUAGACAUUAUUUCUACAGAAUUAUUAUACCUUUUUAUUACAUG